UCGCACUUUCAUUUCCUCUCUCCUCCUACCCAGAAAAAUCGUCGUCUCCAUUCUCUUAGGAUCGAUCCGUUUUCGGUUUUUGCUGCAAAAAAAAAUUAUCCUUGUCUUGCUAGAUUCGCAAGUUUUAAGCCAGAGAUGGACGCUGAUUCCAAGAGAUUCCUGUCCACUCUUCGAUCCCGAUCUGAGAUUUUAAUGGGCUUUGAAGAAGUAGAUGGAGAUGAUGAUUUCCAGGAGGAGUUUGCUUGCCCGUUCUGUGCAGAUUCGUAUGACAUCAUUGGCUUGUGUUGUCACAUAGAUGACGAACAUACGUUAGAGUCAAAGAACGCGGUAUGCCCUGUUUGCUCUCUACGAGUGGGAGUUGAUAUCGUAGCGCACAUAACGCUUCACCACGGGAGUUUAUUCAAGAUGCAGAGAAAGAGGAAAUCACGGAAAAGUAGUUCAAACUCUACGCUUUCUAUGCUUCGGAAAGAGCUAAGAGAAGGAGAUUUACAAAGGUUGUUAGGACUUUCUUCUCGUAAUGGUUCUGCUGCAGCAAGUGGAGCUCCUGAUCCUCUUCUGUCGUCAUUUAUCUCACCUACACGAUCACAUAUAUCUCCGGUGACACGCCAAACUAGAAAAGUAUCCGAGGAGAAACAGAUAGAGCGCAAGAAGCAAGUGUGCAUCUCACCCGUCUCAUUAAAAGAUCAGGAAGAGAAGAAGAAGAGAUCAGAGUUUGUUCAGAGGCUCUUGUCAUCAGCCAUUUUCGAUGAGGUCUAAUCAAAGCAAAUGCAAAGAGUGAGAAUGAAGAGGAACUAGUUCUGCAGAAUCAGACUUAAGCGAAUUUGGUAAAUACAAAGCUCUGUCCGUACUUGUGUAGCAGAACCAACACAGACACAUGUUCAUCGGAAUCUUGAUUCACCUGUGUAGGUUUCACGUAAUGCAAUGGUUGGGAUGAGAAGAAGGCGGAGAAGAGCGAGAUGCAGCUGUAAUAUUUAUAUAUCUGUGUAUUGUGUAUGUUUAAUGUAUGAAACCAGAAGAAGAUGGUACUGAAAUAAAUUGCGUAGAACUGUGUAUUGUUAAAGUUUAUUAAGCCAUUAAAAAGUAAGA
This is a messenger RNA of Eutrema salsugineum, 1086 nucleotides long. Its product is annotated as protein DEHYDRATION-INDUCED 19. The coding region runs from base 136 to 756 and encodes 206 amino acids. NCBI's taxonomy places the organism in Eukaryota, Viridiplantae, Streptophyta, Magnoliopsida, Brassicales, Brassicaceae. The transcript has 5 exons. The record is from RefSeq and is a predicted model, not a curated record.